AUGUCUGGAGCCAUGAAGAAAUUGAUCCCCCUUUUUGACCGCGUUCUAAUCAAAAAAGCAGAAGCCAUCACCAAAACGAAAGGAGGAAUUGUUAUUCCAGAAAAGGCACAAACCAAAGUAUUAGAGGGAAUUGUAAUGGCUGUAGGACCAGGCACCAGAACACAAAAUGGAGACCUUGUUCCUCUCUCAGUACAAGUAGGAGACAAUGUACUCCUCCCAGAAUAUGGAGGCACCAAAGUAAACGUAGAAGAAAAUGCUGAAUACCACUUGUACAGAGAAUCCGAUAUCUUAGCUAAAGUUAACCAAUAA
Messenger RNA from Brassicogethes aeneus, 309 nucleotides. The record is from the annotation of a GenBank genome assembly. Lineage: Eukaryota; Metazoa; Arthropoda; Insecta; Coleoptera; Nitidulidae.